Molecule: messenger RNA, 4095 nt
Organism: Syngnathus acus (greater pipefish)
Lineage: Eukaryota; Metazoa; Chordata; Actinopteri; Syngnathiformes; Syngnathidae
Exons: 2
Coding region: 56-3589 (1177 amino acids)
Biological process (GO): regulation of transcription by RNA polymerase II
Molecular function (GO): RNA polymerase II cis-regulatory region sequence-specific DNA binding; DNA-binding transcription factor activity, RNA polymerase II-specific
Source: RefSeq, a predicted model, not a curated record
UCAUUUCCGUGUUCAGUCGCUGAAUUUGGCAACCCUACUGCUGGUGCUGGAGUCCAUGCCAGGGGUUCAUGGGGGAAAUAUGGCCGCCAUAUCCCCACCGGAAUCUCCGCCACGGCAUAAAUCCCUGGCGGAGGAAGUCCAAACAUCAGGCGGCAAGACAGACGCGAUGGAACUGGAAGAAGGCACCCCCGACCAAACAGACGUAAAUACAUCGGAUCAACCACGAGAGCGUCACAGUGGCGAGCUCAGUGCUUACGACAGCGCUUCGUUGCCCAGCCAUUCUAAGGUUAUUGAAUUGGGGGAGAGAGGUGACCAAACAUUGAAUUCAUCCGAUCCAAAAAUGGCCGAGUCACCAAGAGAUGAACAGCGGCCCUUUGACAGCCCUGAAGACCAAGACGAUGGCGAAGAAGAUCACUUCCACACGGAAGAAAACAUUUCAGAGACUGCUGAAAAAGUGCUCGGAGAAACGCAAGCUCUUCCUGGUGCAGAGCAAAUUAAUGAGAAGGUUGAUCGUCCAAGCUUGGCGAAAGAACCGAGAUCCGAGGAGCCGAUUAAAGAUGUGGACUCGAUCGAGUAUGUGGUUGAAGAGAGUGAGAAAAAGCAAGGCAGCGAAUCAACGUGUAAGCCAAAAAAGAGUCGCAUGGUGUGCAAGGAUUGUGGACUAUCCUUCCCACGCCGCGAGAUGUUCUACCUGCACCGUCACAGUCAUUUACACAAGGAUGAACUGGUUCCCCUCACCUGUAAAGAAUGCGGCCUUUCCUUUAAAGACCGUCGCAGCCUCAUGAAACACAAACAUGUGCAUAAGGAGCCGGAAGAAGAGCCAACGUACGAGGAGGAAGAUGCUUUUCAGUGUGCAGCGUGCGACAAGUUUUUCCCGACAGCGCAAAAACUGAGGCUCCACCAUUGCAACGAUACCGAUGACUUGCCUUACCACUGCUCACUGUGCCGCAAAGAGUUCAAUUUAAGAUGUUCCGUCGCCAUGCACAUGAUGACCCACUCGGAACAGGGCAGCUGGAGGUGCGAGGAUUGCGGUCGAAGCUUCCUUGACUACAGGAGACUGCGCGUCCACCAGCGAUCAUGUCAUCCCAUUCUUAAAGCUUACGAAUGUCCCGAGUGCGGCAUGGCUUUCAGAUACAAUUCCGUCAUGGAAGAUCAUCGGCGCAAGCACACCGACCAACUCCGCACGUACUUGUGUACCGUAUGUGGAAAGACCUUCAAGUACAGCACUCUCCUCCAACAGCAUCAAUAUCUGCACACUGGCGAGAAACCCUUUCGCUGUCCCGAUUGUGGUAGGAAAUUUGCGUUUGCGCAAAAUAUGAGGGCGCACUGUCGCCAACAUAGACUGCACCAAGCCAAUCAUUUUCCUUCUCCUGCGCUGCCCAGCAAGCAGACGUCCGUGCCGGAAAGGACGGCACGACCGAGAGACGAACCGAAACGCACUUUUAACUGUCCCCUUUGUCCCCACAUGUGCGGCUCGCCGGCCGACCUGAGAGCCCACAUGCGUUUUCACGAGGUGGAGUAUGAGGCACAGGAGAAACGGUUGCAGGCUCCCCCAGAAAUUAAAAAGGUUUUCAACAAAGGGCAGGCCUGUCCGCACUGCCCGUGUACUUACCCUGGUGAGAUAAGUUUACGGUUACACAUCUUCAAAUCCCAUCAGAAUGUGGCGCAAGAUUGGGACAAAGUGUCCAUUUCCCCUUUAAAGGACUUUGAAGGGGAAAUCAGUGAAAAUCAGCAGGUGAAACACAAACGCGAGGACUCGAGUGUCAAGCCAUACAAGUGCCCCGAAUGCGGGAAGAUGUUUCGCCAUCGCUCGGUUCUGGAGCUGCACAUGCGCAUCCAUUCCAAGGACAAGCCUUAUCACUGCAGCGUGUGCGGCAAAGGCUUUCGAUUCAGCAGCUACUUACAGCAACAUAUUGUCAUCCACUCGGGCCAGAAGCCUCAUAAAUGUCCCGACUGCGGGAAGGAUUUUGCUUUCCUGCAGAAUAUGAGAACCCACCAGAAGCUGCAUCAAGAGAAACCCUUCCGCUGCACCAGCUGCCGCAAAGGCUACAGCGACGAAACGCAACUGCGCCGCCACAUGCUCUCGCAUAACGGCGACAAGCCUCAUAAAUGCAACCUCUGCAGCAAGAGCUUCGGCUUGGCGUAUCUUCUGCGCGACCACCUCAACACGCACACUGGAGAGCGACCCCAUCGCUGCGGCGAUUGUGGCAAAUCUUUCUCCUGGUUGAGCAGCUUGUUAGUGCACCAGAAGAUCCACACUCGCAAGCGCCAAGGUUCUGCCCCUGCUGGUGGAAGGACUAGAGGGAGAGGUAGCAGGGGAAGGAGAGGGGGGAGGCUGAUGUGGGGGAUGUCCAGAUCAUCAAGGGGUCCUUCUCUUUAUCCUGAUUCCGGGGACGGGCCAGAUUCUUCUAUGCUGGCAUCUCAAGAGUCAUUGCAAGUUACAUUGCAGAAGGAGUUUCUUUCUGAACUAGACCCACCGCCUGUCCAGUGGCAGGUGGAUGGUGACCGAGUCAUGCCGGCGCCCCCGUCCCAGCAGCCAGACCUGCAGCUCGGACCCGACGGAACGGAGAAACACGGGCACCCCGCAGCCACCACGUCCACUUCCUCGCACCAUGAUCCUCGCCGGGUGUCGUCUUUCGUGGAUGGUGCGGCCUUAUGGAGCAUCCAACCUCCUCUGCUGAGUUCUCCAAACAAGGUCGCUCAAGAACUCCAGUCGCCAAAAUGGUCCAGUACCCCUGCUUCCAAACAGGAGACAAUCACGCUCCCCAUAAAAGAGGACGUGUGGGAUCCUCAAGCAAUAACGUUGACUGUUAGCCAACCUCAGCAGCCCAGGACGGAAAGCGAGUCACAAAAACAGAUGUCUUCCGGUGUAGCUGGUGCGACGUCCUCAGACCAAAGCGUCCCCCUUCCGGUAUCCACCGCUGUCGCUCAUGGGGUCGGUAGCACUUUGUGGACCAUUCAAGCCCCGCUGGGGUUGUCAAACAAAAUGGCCUCCCCUCAGAAACUUGCGAACAAUCAAGAAUUCCAGCAGAAGCAGAUGCCGGCCGCUUGGGCCAAUGUACAGAAUCAGAACGCAACCCAGAAACUUCCCAUCCCCAUUAAUCCCUUUGCCCAAACCAUUGGCACUACAGUGUGGGGCUUCCAAAAUAAUCCCAUGGGUGCUCAGUUGCUUCUCACCGGGCAGCUCAAGCCGGGGAGCAUACAGGACCUGCAGCAGCAACCCAUCGUCACGGCCAAUCAGAUCAUCCUAAACCAGCCGUCGCCUUUUUUCUCCCCGGCGCUCACCACGCUCCCUGCCCUGGCUUUGCCCGCUACUCACUCCCUUCACACCGUCUCGGUCGGGCCGCUGUCCAGACCGCCGCUCCCGAACAUUUUUUUCACCCCGCAGGCAGUGUUGACCGAGAGGCCCCCCGUGCCGCAAACUCCGGCCCUACCUCAGCUCGCCACGCAGAGCGAAGCUCACAAACUGGGAGCUCGUUUGCCUUUUGCCCAAGAGCGGCUUUUGCAGUGCAUGAUAUGCGGCAGCUCGUUCCCACGGGAGCUGGAUCUUCAGUUGCAUUACUUGCAACAUGCACAAGGAGAAGUUUGACAUUGUACCUAGUAGCAUACAAAGCUUGAUUUAUGGAUUUGUUACGUUUUCUAUUCUGUUGGACUUCAUUUCUCUUAUGCUCACUAGGGCAUUUUGACAAGCUGACUUGGAUGAGCAUUAGAAGCCAAAAUAAACUUUAGUUAGGCUGCACAUUUUUCAAGUUGUACUGAUUUAAUCUAAAUAAGACUGUUGAUGCUGUUGUGGUUAGAAGCAGUAGUUGUUUCACUCUUAAAAAUGCUUUUUUUUUUUUAAUAUGUGCGGACCAACUGACCAUUUUGUUUACUGUCAACAUUUAAAAUGUUUUUAUUUUGGUCCCAUUUGAAACGUUUCAUGUACAGUAUACGGUGUGCCUUUUAUGAGUACAGUGUUAUAGGACUAGUUUGCAAGUAAAAUAGACAGAAUUGCCGUCUGUCUACAUUGAAAUACUGUUUAUGGACAUACUGGAUGAGUAUGGUCCAUAUAAAAAAUAUGCACACCCCUUUUGAAAUGCUAGGUUUUUGUGAUUU